Gaeumannomyces tritici R3-111a-1 is the source of this 2626-nucleotide messenger RNA. RefSeq lists its product as hypothetical. The transcript has 2 exons. Gene Ontology annotation, cellular component: site of double-strand break. The record is from RefSeq and is a predicted model, not a curated record. Bases 365 to 2560 code for a protein of 731 amino acids. NCBI's taxonomy places the organism in Eukaryota, Fungi, Ascomycota, Sordariomycetes, Magnaporthales, Magnaporthaceae.
CGAGGAAGACCAUGGUCUGCCUGCCGCCUGUGGUUUGACCCGGCCUCGAUUUCGCAUGUUUGUGUUUUGUUCUGGACCGUGAUUGUAGGGGCAACACCUAAACAGACUGGGCGUCGUCGGCUGGGCUUCCAAACAUCAUCAUCCAUCGCCACGCUGGAACCAUCGCCCCCUCCCGCAAGCCACUCCCGCGCCGUCCAUGUGUGACCUGAGACAUUGGGCGGGAAUCCUGAUCGAGUUUUGAGUCGACGAGCGGCAAGCUCUUGGCGACCCCAUCCCGACCUGGCCUCGACGGGCAGCAACCAAGAGCAAGAGACGCAAUACCUGCAACGGCAACGGCCCGGCCACACCUGGCAGCUAAUAUGACAUGGACACGUCGGCAAGGUCCAUAGGGGUUGAAGCGGGACUGAGCGACGUGGCCGUGACUGACACCGCCGACGGCUCGACGCAGCGCGGGGGCCGGCCUUCAGGAGACUCUGCUGCCGAGCCGUCGCCCAUGUCCAAGACCAGGUCUCUCUCCGAUGGCGGAGGCACGCCAGCCACCAAGCUGACGCCAUCGCCGCUCACCAUCGACGCCGCCCGCCGCACCUCCAAGGACGACAGCGCCAUCCGGAGCCCCGCCAUCCCAGCCCUGCCCGUCACCCCGAGCCGCGCCGGUUUCGCCCACCGCGGGAGCAGCGGCCUCGCCCAGUCACUACGCCUUCCGCACCAGGGAGCCGGCAUGGCCGGAGCAGCAGCAGCAACCGCCGCCGCCGCCACCGCAGGCCAGUCGUCGCCGGCCAAGCCAGCACCUCUAUCGCCCAAACUCGACCACUCGCACAUCUACGCCUCCCCCUCGAGCGCCCUGCCCCGUAGGUCUCGCGGCCUCGACUUCUCUCGCGCCGCCACCAGCCUCCACCACUCGACCCUCGCCGAGCAGUCCUCGCCGGACUCGUCCCCGACCAUCGGCGGCCGGGGCGCCAUGAACAUACCGGGUGGCGGCGGCGGCGCCCGGCGCCAUGGCGACUUUGGGCCCGCCGAGACGACCACGUCCCUGUGGUCCAUGAUGGGCAACCACGAGAAGAUGCACAUAUCCAGCUCCGUCGGCAGCAGCGCCAACCACAUGCUCGGCUCCGACUCAUCCUCAAGCUCCGACGGCGACGACCUGAUGGACGAGGACACGGACGAGCCCUACAUCACGACCCCGCAGAUACAAAAGACCACGCCGCACCCGGGGCUCGGCGGCCCCCCGCCCUGGGCCCCCGCGGGCUCGCCCGCCUUCAACAGUCUGCUCUCUUUCCAGCAACGUCAGCGACCCCGGAAGCAGCAUAAGAAGCGCCUGCGAGGUCCGAUCGGGCUUGGGUUUAGCUCCAUCGUCGGGGGCGGCGCCCUGACCGCCUCCAAGUCGCCCCCGAGCUCGCUGGGCGCCAGAGAACCCUCGAACCAGCACCCACGCCGCGAGAGCAUCAGCUGGGCUGCCAACCAGCUCAACAUCUCGGGCAACGAGAGUGACGACGGCAUGAGGCCCCCGAUCAUGGAGAGCGUCGAAUCCGUCUUGGGGACGCCCAGCAGGGACGGCCAGACCGAGGCCGUCCGGCGCGUCGUCACUCGUCGUGGGAACCUAAUGCCCAAGACCAAGGCGUUUGCCCGAAUGCGCGCCGCCCUCGCCGAGGAGGGCACUCCCGUCGACAGCGAGGUGCGGCGCGAGGCUGAGGUGGUGCGACAGGUGCGCGAGAGCGACGUGGACCACCACCGGCCGUUGCCGUCGACCGAGACCGUGGCCGUCCUGUCGAGCCCGAACCUGGGCACGCUCGAGGUGGACGACGCGGCGCUCGCCGACGACGCCAUGAUGGUGGACUCGUCGGCCCUGCAGGGCGGCGGCGGCGGCCUCUCGUCGAGCUACAAGCUGCGCGCGCUGCGCAACCUCCGCGGCGGCAGGGCCGUCUGGGACACCUUUUCUGACACGUCGAGCACGGGUGCGGGGGUCACGACGCCACCGCCGCCACCACCGCCACCCUCGCUGCUGCCCAGGGGCUCGUCAUCGGCCAUGACCGUUGGCAGCAACACGGACGACAUGUCGAUGGACUCGCCCUCGACCGCCUCGGGCGGCAUCUUCCCCAUGUCGCUGAACACUCGGAGCAGCUCCGGGGGCGACACGCCACAGCAGCAACAGCAGCAACUACAACAACAACAGGCGGGCGGCGUCGGGACGGCGGCGGCGACGGCAGCGGCAGCAGCGGCAGCGGCAGUGCCGAGCGCGGCCGAGAUCACGCGGCGCAUCAACAGCAAGCGGCGGCGCGACGACGACCUGGACCCCGUCAGCUUCAAGCGGCGCGCCGUCUCGCCCGGCGUCAGCGCGCACGGCUCGCCCGUCAUGCAGAGCCCGCUGCAGCGCGACAUGGUCCCCUGGGGCUCGCGGCCCGGCAGCAACGGCCACGACAGGCCCGGCAGCGGCGCCCCCAGCGAGAGCGGCGGGAGCCAGAGCGGUGGCGGCCGGGGCGGGGGCGGAGGCGGCAAGGGCCGCGUCGGUUACCAGGGCAUGGUGGACACCAACGACGGCAUCACCAAGCUCAGUAUCGACUGAGGGCGGUCGUGGGGUUGGAAUGUAGGGGUGUCUGUGUGUGUGUGUGUGUGUGUGUGUGUGUAGUUG